Aspergillus affinis is the source of this 1245-nucleotide messenger RNA. RefSeq lists its product as uncharacterized. Gene Ontology annotation, biological process: transmembrane transport. Bases 1 to 1245 code for a protein of 414 amino acids. The transcript has 2 exons. Lineage: Eukaryota; Fungi; Ascomycota; Eurotiomycetes; Eurotiales; Aspergillaceae. The record is from RefSeq and is a predicted model, not a curated record. Gene Ontology annotation, molecular function: transmembrane transporter activity.
AUGCUCAUUGGCCGUUCCAUUCAAGGGAUCGGAGGUGCCGGGAUUAUGGCCUUAUCGUCGAUUCUGGUCACAGAUAUUGUGCCCCUCCGAAAGCGUGGCGCCUACCUUGGCAUCUUGAGUUCCAUGUGGAGCGUGGGAUCUGUCAUUGGCCCGGUCCUUGGGGGUGGCUUUGCGCAGAAUGUUUCUUGGCGGUGGAUUUUCUACAUCAACUUCCCCUUCAUCGGGGUCGCAGGCGUGGUAACCCUCGUCUUUCUCAAGCUCAAUCGACCGCCGGCCUCCUUUGCCCACAAGCUUCGCCAGAUCGACUAUAUUGGGAUGGUCCUGCUCGUCGCUUCCUUGUGUUCGUUCCUCAUUGCGCUGACAUGGGGCGGUGUGUCAUACGCAUGGAGCUCCUGGCAUACCCUGGUUCCGUUGCUCGUCGGUGCAAUCGGGUUGUGCGUGUUUGUGGUAUAUGAAUUGUUGGUUCCCAUGGAGCCGAUGAUUCCUAUGCCCAUUUUCCUGACCCCCACGACGUCUGUCUCAUAUCUGGGUAAUUUCACGCAGGGAAUCGUUCUGUGGUGUAUUCUCUACUACCUACCCUUGUAUUAUGAGGCGGUGAAGGGCUAUAGUCCGGUGAUCGCGGGCGUUGCCCUGUUUCCCGAGACAUUCACUGUUGCGCCCUGCUCGGUUGCUGUAGGUAUUGGCAUCAGCAUCACGGGUCGGUUUCGAUGGGCGAUCUGGUCUGCCUGGAUCUUCGUUACUCUGGGAUGUGGCCUCCUCUGCAUCAUCACACCGACCACCAGCAUUCCGGGGUGGAUCUUUCUGAACAUCGUGCCUGGUAUUGGGCUUGGAAUGCUCUAUCCCGCGUUGGCUUAUGCAGUACACGCAUCAGUAGCAGAUGCGCACUUAUCCAUGGCCGCAUCACUCACCAGCUUCUUCCGCUCACUUGGUCAAUGCGUCGGUGUGGCCAUCGGGGGUGUGAUCUUCCAAAACCAAAUGCAAUUGGAGUUACGGAAAUCCCCCGAACUCGCUUCUAAGGCCAGAGAGUAUAGUCAGGAAGCGACGGAACUUGUAUUGGUCCUAGGCGCAAUGGAGGAUGGGUUGGAAAAGACCCACAUCAAACAGGCCUAUACCAACAGCCUGCGCAUCAUCUGGGCCGUUUGCUGCGCGAUCUCUGGGGUCGCCUUGGUAGGCAGCCUGUUUACAAGAAAGUAUAAUUUGAACCGAUCGCUCAAUACAAAACAGGGAUUGAAAAAGGAAGGGUAG